Chara braunii is the source of this 1141-nucleotide messenger RNA. Lineage: Eukaryota; Viridiplantae; Streptophyta; Charophyceae; Charales; Characeae. The record is from the annotation of a GenBank genome assembly.
GUUGGAAAAGGGUGGGCAUCGGUUCUACUCGGUAGUGCGACACGUACAGCCGUAUCUAUUUUCUGUCGUCCUUCCUUCCCGUUCGGUUCUUUGCUCCGUGUUGUGAUUUCUCUGGAGAAGCUCGUUGUGUCGACGAAGACUUUAUACUACUCUCGCCGCUCGUUGUGUCAAGAACUGAUCCAAACUGAUUCCUGUUUGGCGACGAUAAGCUCUUUCCUUACGCCACGUUGCCGACAGUUCGGUCUUCCACAUACAGACACACACACAGAGAGACAGAGAGAGAGAGAGAGAGAGAGAGAGAGAGAGAGAGAGAGAGAGAGAGAGAGAGAGAUGGCUUCAGAGAAGGCACGUGCUGGAGCAGAACAGAUGAAGGAGGCGGCGCGGGAAGGAUACGAGGAAGGAAAGGGUUCUGCGCAGGAGAAGUACGAGCACGCGAAGGGGACUGUCGGUGCCAAGACGGAGGAAUCCAAACAGGCUAUGGAAGAACAGAAGCAGCGAGCAGCGGAAUCGAUGCAGGAGCAGCAGGAGAAAGCCGCGGGCGCCAUGCAAAGCCUGAAGGAGAAGGCAGGAGCAGCUAUGGAGGGUCUGAAGGAGAAGGUCGGGAUGGGGGGAGGAGGGGCAGGAGCAGGGCAGGGAGGGCAGUGAGGAAGGAAGCAGAAGCGUUGACUCCUGCGAGCCAUAGGUCAACGACAUGGGUAAAGAAGAUCUUCAGUGCCGGCAUCGAGUCUCAGGCGUGCAAUGAAUCUGGUCGUAAUGGAGGUCACAUUCAGAUAAGCAUAGCUUUUAUAACCGUGGGGUAGGGGGCUCAGUUAUCCUGUUUGAAGCUGAUCUCCAAACGAGGCGCAGCAGAUGCAUUCGCUCCGGCGGAUUUGAGUCUUAACGUUGCCAUUCUAAUCUGGUCAGAGUUGCGCAGUGGAGCACGGAGGGUUCUGAAAUGCCAUGGAAACUACUUCACAUUUUACAAGCACAAUAACUGCGUUCUGGACCAGAUGCAUUCGCACCGGCGAAACCCGUAUUACGUAUCGAGGUCGUUUUGAGGUCCAGAUACUACUUUUAGAGCGUCGUAAAGUUGAGCGAGGCCAUGGUAUAAUUGAAAUUCCGAGGCUUAUAAAAGAAUGAGAAAUAAAUAAAUAAUUGGCUU